Aspergillus ruber CBS 135680 is the source of this 507-nucleotide messenger RNA. RefSeq lists its product as uncharacterized. Lineage: Eukaryota; Fungi; Ascomycota; Eurotiomycetes; Eurotiales; Aspergillaceae. The transcript has a single exon. The record is from RefSeq and is a predicted model, not a curated record. Bases 1 to 507 code for a protein of 168 amino acids.
AUGACACUCUCAACGACUGUAUACAAGUGUGACUCGUGGUAUUAUGGAAGCAGUGCGCUGAAGUGGGGAGCCUUUUAUGGUCACAUGAGUAUUGUGAAAGCCGCUGCGAGAAAUGGUGCAAAUGUAUACACCAGGAUGGAGAUUCGUGGGCCAAGAUCGAGACGACCUGUUGAGUCAACAACUUCUGCCAGAGCGCAGGACGGUCAUGCCGUUGGUCCUGGCGACUGGCUCGGACGGCUCGAUAUGGGUCAUUUUCCUACUCGACCACGACGUCGAUAUCGAUCUCUAUGUAGGACAGACACCACUGAUAGCCGCAACACAAGGGGUACAUACUUUUGUGGUCGAAUGUUUGCUACAAGCGGCGUGGACGUCAGGAUUGAUGAACGCAUGGAUUCAGUGUAUCUAGCGGCAAGCAGUAACCAAGUCGGCGCCCUUAAAUUGUCACUUCGCCAUGCAGCCGGUCCCAAUGGCAGACUUUUAUAUCCAACCCUGAUUUGUGCGGAAUAG